UUACCAGAAUCUACUGAACUUGAGAAGCCAUGGAGGACAGUCGUCUGGGAAUCUCAGAAGAGGGCUGAGCUGAUGGAGAGCAUCAGAACCUACAAACCCACAGUCAGUUCUGUGCCCCAGGCUCGGGUUUUGCUCAUCGGACAGGUCGGAGCCGGAAAGUCCAGCUUCUUCAACGCCAUCAACUCUGUGUUCAGAGGCCAUGUCACCAGCCAGGCCAUCGCUGGCAGCUCUUCCACCAGCCUCACCACUCAGUUUCGGACCUACUCUGUGAAAGCUGGACGAGAAGGCAAACCUCUGCCAAUCAUCCUGUGCGACACCAUGGGCCUGGAGGACAGCAAAGGGGCGGGGCUUGAUGUGGAGGACAUCAGCAGCAUCCUUAAGGGUCAUAUGCCGAAUUGUUACCAGUUCAACCCCGCUGCUCCUCUUCAUGCUGAGACUCAUGGUUAUCAAAAGUCUCCGGCUGUCAAAGACAAGAUCCACUGUGUGGCUUAUGUUAUUGAUGCCAGCAAGGUCUCCAUUAUGCCCCCAAAGCUGGAGGAGAAGAUGGAAGUUAUCCGCAGAAAGGUUAACCUGCUGGGGAUUCCUCAGCUGGUUCUGCUCACUAAGGUAGAUGAAGCUUGUCCUUUGGUGAAAGACGAUCUGAGAAACAUCUAUAAGAGCGGAUACAUCAAGGACUUAAUGCAGGAGGUCAGCGUCAGGUUGGGCGUGCCGCUGUCCUGCGUUGUUCCAGUCAAGAACUACAGCGGGGAGCUGGAGCUGGACCUGAACGCUGAUAUCCUGCUGCUCAGCGCCGUCAUCCAGAUGCUCCGGUUCGUCGAUAACUACUUCGAUGACCUCAGCGACCGACUGAGCAGCGUCGAAUGCAAAGAUUAAGAAUCUGUAUUCACAAAACCUGACAGCUCAGGCUUAUCCACAUGUCCAGAUGUGUCAGUAUUUAUGCAUUUAUCCAGAACAACUGUAGAGUUUAACAUAUUCAAUGCAGCAGAAUGUAUUUACUUCAUACAGAUUGGUUGAAACAACUACGUGUUUCUUUUUUGAGUUUUGGUCUUGGGAAGUUUCACCACAAUCUCACCUAGAAAUUACUUUACAACUCCAGUCUGAUAAUUUUGUUUCUCAUCGGUUCAUCUUUAAAUCAGUGCAUGAUGUUCUUGAAACAGUUCUAAAAGUUUAUUCUGCAGGUUUGGCAGUAAUCAUAAUCUGAAACUUUUAAGUUCAACAAAAAAAGAUAGGAAAUCAGGAAGUUGUUCACUUUAGUGAGUUUGGAUAAAUCAGUCUCUUUUUGCUUCUGAUAAAGUUAUUACCUUAAUGGUUUUGGUGACUUGGUACUUGUUGGGACAUUUAUGCAGGACGGAUUUUCAUGUUAAACUCCUGCAAAAUAUAGGAGAUAUAUCUGUGGGCAUGAAACUGAAGUAAAAGCUAAUUAGCAAAUAUCUGAUAUUAUAGCUUGCAUGUGUAAAGAUUUGCUUAUAUUUGACUUUCCUGGAUUCCCUGGAAUGUUGAAAAUGAUAACGCUAUUUUUUCCUUUGUAUCUUUGUUUUGUCACCCAAGAGGAGUUGUUUACAGUUUACUUACUUAUGCUUUUUUGGGUAAAAAAACAAUCUGAGACAGAUCUGACUUAUUACUUGCAAGUGUUUAUUUAUACAAGCUGGAAAAAAAUGCAAACACUAAUAAAAAUGUUGAGAAAACA
Poecilia latipinna (sailfin molly) is the source of this 1687-nucleotide messenger RNA. RefSeq names its product interferon-induced protein 44-like. Gene Ontology annotation, molecular function: GTP binding. The transcript has 6 exons. Lineage: Eukaryota; Metazoa; Chordata; Actinopteri; Cyprinodontiformes; Poeciliidae. The annotation marks the transcript as partial. The record is from RefSeq and is a predicted model, not a curated record. Gene Ontology annotation, biological process: immune response.